Molecule: messenger RNA, 1218 nt
Organism: Helianthus annuus (common sunflower)
Lineage: Eukaryota; Viridiplantae; Streptophyta; Magnoliopsida; Asterales; Asteraceae
Product: bidirectional sugar transporter NEC1
Exons: 6
Coding region: 130-1029 (299 amino acids)
Biological process (GO): carbohydrate transport
Cellular component (GO): membrane
Molecular function (GO): sugar transmembrane transporter activity
Source: RefSeq, a predicted model, not a curated record
CAUUUUAUGUACACCACUCAUCAGGACUAAGAGCUAGAGAGAGAGAGAGAACUAAACAAGAAAGAGAAAAAGGGUUACCUUUCUCUCAAUCUCUUUGUCUUGAGUGUGUGUGUAAACUUGACAGGGAAGAUGACUGUAGGAAGCUUUGCUCAUCUUACUCUUGCAUUUGGCCUUCUUGGCAAUGUUGUAUCAUUCAUGGUGUUUUUAUCCCCAUUGCCGACGUUUUACAAGAUCUAUAAAAGGAAAUCGGCAGAGGGGUAUCAAUCGGUUCCAUAUGUCGUGGGGUUAUUUAGCGCAAUGCUGUGGAUAUAUUACGCAUUGCUCAAGUCCAAUGCUAUGCUACUCAUUACCAUCAACUCAGUUGGGUGCUUCAUUCAAACCUUCUACCUUUGCUUCUUCAUCUUUUACGCACCAAAGAAGGCUAGGAUCGAGAGCCUGAAGUUAAUCGGGUUGAUGAUAGUUGUUGGUUUCGGUUUGAUUGUCGGCCUUACUCAAUUUCUUGCUAGCGGAGCCAAUCGUGUUGCAAUAGUUGGAUGGAUUUGCCUUGUAUUCGCUCUGUGUGUUUUCGUUGCACCCAUGGGCGUUGUGAGACAAGUUAUAAAAACAAAAAGUGUGGAAUACAUGCCCAUUCUACUAUCCGUUGCUCUAACACUCAAUGCUGUUACAUGGUUCUUCUAUGGGUUGCUUCUUCGUGAUUAUAACAUUGCGAUUCCAAAUGUACUUGGAUUCACCUUUGGCAUUCUCCAAAUCAUCCUUUACUUUGUUUACAAAAACAAAAAGCCGGUUUGCGAUGAAAAAUUGUCCGGAAUAGAAAUAAAGACCAAAGCUGGAAUAGAAGUAAACACCAAAGCUGACGAACAAAAGAUCCCAGAAAACAAAGAUCAAGAAAUCGUUGAUAUCGUGAAGCUAAGUGCUGCCUUAAUGUGUUCGAUUAAUCCUGUUGUCGCGAAGUUAGAUGAGAACAACAACGUUGUCGAUGAUCGUUUGGUUGUUGAACCUCAUGUGACCACCAUAGAGGUAGCUGCAUGAGAGCUCAAUAUAAUUGGUAUUGGAAGAAUUCAAAUUGUGCAUGGUUCAUGAUUGGUCAUGUAGCUUUUAUUAGGUUUUCUCUAUCCAUCAUUUAGUUGAAAUUAAAUUAUCCAUGUUUAGGUAUUUAACCCAUGUCCUAUUGUUUCUGUGUCGUGAUUAUUCUGAAUAAAUGAAGUUUAUGUUUAAUAA